AUGAUCGAGACCAAGACACAGCGUCAAAAAGCUCGUCGGGCCAAGAUCCGCGCCGCGUUGCAGCGCUUCGGCUUCUCGACAUUGCGAGGACUUCAAGGUGCUGCACUGAGACGCGUUCUGUCUGGAAAAGACACGUUGCUACUCAUGCCCACAGGUGGCGGCAAGUCGCUAUGUUACCAGCUACCAGCGCUGCUUCUGCCUGGCCUUGUGAUAGUUGUUUGUCCUUUAUUGUCUCUGAUGCAGGAUCAAGUGGCUGCACUGCGUAGAAAAGGCAUUGGAGUAGAGAUACUGUCGUCCUUAGUACCUCAACAACAGCAAGAACAAAUUGCUGCUCGGUUGUUGGAGCAAUUCCCGACCAAGACGUCAAGAAUCGAUACUGAGCUUGUCGAAAUGAUCUACACGACACCUGAGACGCUGCAUGGAGAACGGAUGCAGCUCUUACUGCAACAGCUGGAUAAACGAGGUGGACUCGCUCUGUUUGCAAUUGAUGAAGCGCACUGUAUCAGCUCCUGGGGACACGACUUCCGGCCGACAUAUCGAAAUUUGGGAAAGUUGAGAAAGCGGUUUCCUAGCGUCCCGAUGAUUGCUGUCACUGCUACAGCUGCUGAAGGUGUGCGAGAUGACAUCACUCGACAGUUGAACUUUGCUUCCGAUGGGUCUGAUAUGCUCUCGGCGGAUUUGAACCGCGCCAACAUCUCGUACUCAGUCGUUGACAAGGAACUGCUGGCUGAUCCGGUAGGUGCUCUCAGUCGCUAUAUCAUGAAAAACCAUGCCAAGACGUGUGGAAUCGUGUACGUCCAUAAGCGGAGCGAUACAGAUGACCUUGUGCUUUCGUUGCAAAAGAAGAAUCCAACUCUGCGAAUUGCUGCAUUUCACGCAAAAGUGCCACCGAAAAUGCGAGAAGAGACGUUGCAAAAGUGGUUAUGUGGAGAAAUACGAAUCGUGUGUGCGACGAUCGCGUUUGGAAUGGGUAUCGAUCACCCGCGAGUCCGCUUUGUUGUGCAUUGGAAUAUCCCGAAAACACUAGAAAACUUUUAUCAAGAAUCGGGUCGUGCAGGCCGAGAUGGAGAACCAAGUCAAAGCGUGUUGUUGUACUCUGCACGUAAUUUUGACUUGUUUCGCUUCUUACUGGAGAAGGAAGCUUCAAAGGCGGACAACACUCGGCCAUUAGCGAACUCUACCGACCAGAAAACGCCUCGUUUAAGGAAAGCCGACACCCUUGUGCAUGCUGUGAAGCUUCUAGAACAUGUCAAGACGUUUGCUAGAAAGAAAGAGUGUCGACGUCAGGCGUUAUUGCGGUAUUUUGGUGAGAAGAUGGCAGUAUCAGAUUGCAAAGGGACGUGUGACGUCUGCAAUCCGCGGCUCAAUUUGUUUCGUUUCGAAGAGAAGUCGAUCGUCAAUAAACGGAUUGAGGGGUUUUGUCGGCAGUCGGUCAAAGCCAUGAAAACCAAGAAGACUUUCAGCCAGAAGAAAAUGCGGACAAGCGAUAUGCGACGUAACAACUUAUUGUUUGGGCAGAGCGGGUCUUAUGCCCCCGAAGAAACCAAGGCCGUAGUAGUUCGAGAUGGAAACAAACACGCUCUUGCAGCCGACGGGUUUGUCGCUGUCAAUGGCGAUAUGAGCUCUGAAGAGGAAGAAUAUUCCGACAAUGAAGCGUCAAUGGUUGUGACUGCACUUCACUCGAAGCAAACAAGUUUAAAUGAAAAGCUGGACGCGCUGGAGCGAGCUGAACGUGUCAAAUCAUUACAUGAAGAUAGGGACUGGAAGCGACAAAAGACUUUGCGAGCAUGGGAAUGA
Peronospora farinosa is the source of this 1797-nucleotide messenger RNA. The record is from the annotation of a GenBank genome assembly. NCBI's taxonomy places the organism in Eukaryota, Oomycota, Peronosporomycetes, Peronosporales, Peronosporaceae.